This is a messenger RNA of Coregonus clupeaformis (lake whitefish), 2046 nucleotides long. It is a transcript of the gene lrr1, whose product is annotated as leucine rich repeat protein 1. The record is from RefSeq and is a predicted model, not a curated record. The transcript has 4 exons. Gene Ontology annotation, molecular function: protein binding. Lineage: Eukaryota; Metazoa; Chordata; Actinopteri; Salmoniformes; Salmonidae. Bases 605 to 1870 code for a protein of 421 amino acids.
ACUUCUCUUCCCUCGCGCGCGCGAAAUUGACGGCGUUAGAAAAUCUUUGGUAGCUAAAUGUCCUUGUUAUUCUUAGAGUCCAUGUUGGCUAUUUAGCUUGCAUGCUAGAGAGAUGACUUGCAUGGUUUUUUUUUUGUAAACGCUUGUAUUCCAUAACGGUCCGGUAAAGCGAUUUAACCAUUUCGUUAGUUCUGGUGUCAUAACUUGCAGUUUGCCAACGUAAGUGCAUAUUAUGCUGUUGUACCUUUUUAGCAACUAACCUAGCCAGCUAACGAUGUAGCUAGCUAGUGACGUUAACGUCGCUAUCUAGCUAGGGUUCGUUGUUUUGCUGACUUCACCCAGUGCUAGCAGAUAACAGAUGUCCAUGUAUUGACUUGGGCGUUUUUAUAACUAGUUUGUAGCUAAGAUUUACAUAUCUUCCUAUGCAGGUAGUGGAUUGACAAGGCCAAGGGCUACCUUUUUUUAUGCCAGCAGGUUGUGUUAAACCAAACUCAUGCAUGGGGUCAAACUGCCCGUUUGGUUUGGCAAAUUUUUUUGAACACAUUCAUUGGGAUAUAUUUACAGAACUAACACAGGUCACGCAUUUAUUUAUACAUCUCGAGCAAUGAAGCUUCAGUGCGAUGUCGAAGUCGUGAACCGGAUGCUUCCCACGUAUGGGAUGAAAAACAAAGGGAAAGGAGCAAGGGCUGUGCUGUCUAUUGGGAGACAUGUGGACAAGACCACACAACGCCAUAACAUCUAUCUAAUGAUCUGUACAGCAAAGGAUAGGACAGGCUCAAAAUAUAAGCUAAAAGAAAACAUUGAAACAUUCUUCACUAGGUUUGUUGAGGAAGGCAAAGCCACUGUGAGACUGAAAGAGCCCGCUGUUGACAUCUGCUUGAGCAAGGCUGACGCUAACAGCUUGAAGAACUUCCUCUCGGCUGCUCGGUUGGCUCACAGAGGAAACGACACGGACAGCCUGCCCCUCUCUACCCUGACGCCCGUCCGAGCCAGGGAUGUGGAGAAGCCCAAGAAGAAGCUCACUAUUGUAUCCAAGAAGGACUAUCCACUGACCUCCAAUUUCCCCUACUCAUUAGAGCAGCUCCAGGUGUCUUACUGCAAGCUCUCACGGGUGGACAUGCGAAUGCUCUCCCUCAAGGCGCUGCGCAGACUGGACCUCAGUAAUAACAACAUAAAAACACUUCCUGCCACUAUCGGCGAGCUGGGCUGUCUGGCUGAGCUUAUUCUCCACAACAACCACUUGGAGACCUUUAGUGAAGCCCUCUGCCUGUCCAGCCUCCAGCGCACACUUCAACACCUCGACCUGAGUCACAACCGCCUGCAGGCCCUGCCGCCUCAGUUCUGCCAGCUGCGAGAGCUGAUCAACCUCAAGCUGGACGACAAUGGGCUAGUGUGGCUGCCCUUUCGCAUCAGCCGUCUCUCCAAGCUGCGCUUUCUGUCAGCUGCCCACAACCAGCUGGCCCUGCUGCCAGGGGACUUCCGAAAGUUAACUCUGGAGAACCUGGACCUGUUCGAUAAUCCGUUCGCCCAUCCCAACCCCUUGGACCACACCAUACAGCUCACCUUCCCCCUGACACUGCAGGAGAUGGCUGCCAGGGCUGUGGCCAACCUCAGAAUCCCUUACGGGCCUCAUCUCAUCCCUGCACACCUUUGCCAAGACCUGGAGGUUGCCAAGACCUGUGAUUGUGGCCGUUCCUGUGUGAACUACUACAUCAAAACAGCAGUUAGCAUGAAUCUGCAUCUGGUCUCUCACACUGUGGUAUUGGUGGAUGACAUGGGAGGAACAGAUGCCCCGGUACAGCAUCACUUUUGUUCCCUAUCAUGUUACUCUGAGUUCCUAGACCAAUGCCUUCAGCGAGGCCUGAGAUGAUUAAGUCCCUCAACUGUUCCAUGGCAAUCGGUAGCUAGGUUUCCAUCCAAUUUGCGACAGAUUUUCGCGCAAAUAUUCUGAAAUCUGCAUAAAUACAAUAUGCAUAUUUUCCCACCAGAGAUGUUUCCAUCAAAUUGACUUUUUGCUGAUAAAUGCUAUGUGAUGACGUAGUGCAC